ACCAAUAAUGCCUCCACAAGAAAAAAAAAAAGUUGUAAGGCCUGCAUCAAUUGCGCAUCCAACUGCUUUGCAAUAGCCUUAAUCUCUAUAACAAUUUGGCUUCUCCUAUUUAAAACCGUAAGCCCCACUUUAUCCAUUGAAGAAUUUGACCUUUUUGCCCUUCACAGAGUUACCAAUAAUUUCUCUCGUUACAAAAAUAUUUUCCAAUAUGAUCUCAAGCUCCAAAACAACAAAAAUAAUUUUAAUAAGGGAAUUUACUAUGAUGCCCUAGACCUUUCCUUUAAUUACAAACCUAAUUUGAACAUGUUUAUUGGAAAUGCCACUAUUAGCUCUUUCUACCAAGGUCAUCAAAAGGCUACUCAUCGCGUUGGGGAUAUUAAUAUUGUGACUAGAGGGGUACGAUGGGAAAAUGCUACCGUGCCCUUGGUGUUUAGGGUGGAGCUAGCAACUAAGGUGAGGUACAAGAACAUGAUUUGGAAGACUAAAAGACACCAUUUGGUGGUGGGUGUUGACUUUAAAGUCAACGAUCAAGGUCGCCUACUUAAGGGGAAGGACAAUAUGGGAAUGAAACUUAUCUCUAAGGGUGAAAGGAAUAACAAGGGUUGUUUUGAGUUGUUGGGGAUUUUUAGUAUUUUGAUUUUCAUUCAUUCUUUGUAAAACUUGUUUAAUUUGGAAUUUCGAUUUUAGCUAAAAAGUGUAGUUUAAUUUGGAUAAAUUGCAUUUUUUCUAUUAUAUACUAAUUCAUUUCACAGAUAUUA
Messenger RNA from Chenopodium quinoa (quinoa), 758 nucleotides. Its product is annotated as protein NDR1-like. The record is from RefSeq and is a predicted model, not a curated record. Lineage: Eukaryota; Viridiplantae; Streptophyta; Magnoliopsida; Caryophyllales; Amaranthaceae. Gene Ontology annotation, biological process: defense response to other organism. The transcript has a single exon. The annotation marks the transcript as partial.